Chelmon rostratus (copperband butterflyfish) is the source of this 2433-nucleotide messenger RNA. It is a transcript of the gene hs3st3b1b, whose product is annotated as heparan sulfate (glucosamine) 3-O-sulfotransferase 3B1b. The record is from RefSeq and is a predicted model, not a curated record. The coding region runs from base 276 to 1475 and encodes 399 amino acids. Gene Ontology annotation, molecular function: [heparan sulfate]-glucosamine 3-sulfotransferase activity. The transcript has 2 exons. Lineage: Eukaryota; Metazoa; Chordata; Actinopteri; Chaetodontiformes; Chaetodontidae.
UGGAGCAGCAGCGCGGUGCGCCUGUCGCAGCUCAACGAUUCCCCAUAUUUCUCCCACAACUAUGAUUAAAAACUCCUCAGCGCCUUUUCAUUCCUGGAUCUAUCACUCCCUUCGAUUAGAUUUAGAUUAGUUUGUUUUUGUUUUGUUUGUGAGUUUGAUUUGUUUUUAGUUUUAGGUGAGCAUGUGCGUAAUUUUGCGAGGAUUGCCGAGGUGCCACCGGGACUGAGUUGUGGGCAAUAUGCGCCGCUGGGAUAUGAUUUUCACCCGAAAGGCUUAUGGAAUAUAGCCUGGUUUGUCACAGCUUGUACGCCCUCUGGUCCACCCCCGUGAAGAAGAAGCUAAUACUGCUCAGCAUCAUGUUUUUAAUCUGGGUAUACAUGCUGUACUCCUGCGUGGGCUACUGCUCCACCAUGCCAAGUUUGGUGGUGGACGGUUACCGGGGCAAGGAGACCGGCUCGGCGGUGGGCAAGAGGACAGAGAGCAGCAGGACGGACCUGGUGUCCAGGCUGCUGGCCAAGCCGCAGCCGUGGGAGGAUAUAGAGAGCGACUACGAGGAGCCGUCCAUCAGGACCGCAGCGUCCAGAGACCUGCUCAAUAACGAGCUGGAGACGGACAGGGCCGACGACUGGGACGAGAUGCGGGCCGAGCAGCAGAGAGCCCCGGAGCCGAGCGCCAUGUCCAGCUUCUCCAACGGCUCCGGGAGCAAGAAGCUGCCGCAGGCGAUCAUCAUCGGGGUGAAGAAGGGAGGGACCCGGGCUCUGCUGGAGUUCCUGCGGGUUCACCCGGACAUCAGAGCCGUGGGAGCGGAGCCGCACUUCUUCGACCGCAACUACGAGAACGGGCUGGAGUGGUACAGAGAGCUGAUGCCCAAGACCCUGGAGGGCCAGAUCACCAUGGAGAAAACCCCCAGCUACUUUGUGACGAGAGAGGCUCCGGCCAGGAUAUCCGCCAUGUCGCGGGACACCAAGCUGAUCGUGGUAGUGAGGGACCCCGUCACCAGGGCUAUCUCGGACUACACGCAGACGCUGUCUAAGAAGCCUGACAUUCCCUCUUUCGAGAGCCUCACCUUCAAAAACAGGACUACGGGGCUCAUCGACACCUCGUGGAGCGCCAUCCAGAUCGGCAUCUACGCCAAGCACCUGGACAACUGGCUGCAGUACUUCCCCAUGGGCCAGAUCCUGUUCGUGAGCGGCGAGCGUCUGAUCAGCGACCCGGCCGGAGAGCUGGGCCGCGUGCAGGACUUCCUGGGCCUCAAGAGGAUCAUCACGGACAAACACUUUUACUUCAACCAGACCAAGGGAUUCCCGUGCCUCAAGAAGGCCGAGGGCAGCAGCAAGCCCCACUGCCUGGGCAAAACCAAAGGGCGGACCCAUCCGAACAUUGACCCUGAGGUGGUGCAGAGGCUACGGGACUUCUACAGGCCCUUCAACAUGAAGUUCUACCAGAUGACAGGACAUAACUUUGGUUGGGAUUGAUGUGAAAAUCAUGAAAGACAUUUUUUUUUUUGUUAAUUUGUUGAGAAGUUUUUUUUUUCCUCUGUAAUUCAAUGGCAAGAUGUGGAGAUAUUGCUAUAUAUAUGUAAAAUGUACAGAAAUCUAUUUUAUAAUAAUUUAUUUUUAUUUCUAAGCAAUUAAUUCACUAAGCUGCCUAACCAUAUUUGUACAUAACAUCUGGCCCACAUGUCGUUUUUAACAUUCCUCGUGUUAAUUUUGAAUCCUCUCGCUCCUCCUGCACGGUCCUGUCAACUCAGCGGAUUUAUGGUGCUUCAUAAUGCAGAAAAUCAGCGACGACUGAAGUAGAAAUUCGGGUGGAAAAUGUAAAAGCACCGUCUAUACGGGUACAGAGUGCUCACAGAGAAGUGGAGAAGACCUGUCCUCAUUUAUGUAUGCAUCAUAACUUCAUCCUUUUCAGACCCUGUCGUUCGGAGUGUGAUCCCUCCAUAACGCGUUUCACUGCAACACAGAUCCUCCACUUAAGUUUUCUACAAUCCAAUUGUCCUGCGCUGGCAUUGGCCAGAGCUGCAGACCUCAUGUCCCUCUCCACUCAAUAACAGGUAGAUCAAUAGGCCUAAUUGAUCCUCAUUGUGUCACUCAUGCUUAAAGUAUACAGCUGCCCUUUCAUUCACAGUGCUCCCGCUGCCUGCUCUAAUGAAUGGCCCAUCCAUCAAAUGUUAAAUCCUAUCCCGGACCACAUAAGGGCCCAUGUUAACAUUAUGCUAAUCGGGUAAAGGUAACGGGCGGAUCGAUCGAGCCUCCGCUCUCUAGCUCCCCAUUAGAAGCGCCGUUGGCUGAGAGCCAGGCUCUUGCCCUAUCCGCUCAGUUCAAAGGUCACACAAAGUCUCAAUCAAACCUCCUUGGGAUGCGUUUGAUUCGUCGAGGAGAGCAGAGCUGGAGCGCUGCGGGUCGGGGGAGGGUGGGUGGAGGGGGGUGUGUG